CUUCAAUGAUCUAGUAUAUCCGGUGAAUCACAAUUUGCUCGAGAGAAAAUCAGUACAUACUGAGCUCUUGUGGAAGUCGGCUGUGUUUAGUCUCUCAUUAGUGAUCUUUCUUUCGAUGUCUUGUUAAUCAGGAUCAAAGAAGUAGAUAAUUGAUAAAUUAACACUUGAGAGAGUAGAGCAGAACAGAGCAGAGCUGGACAGUUACGAUGCGGAUUAUCGGGAAAUGCCUUAUCGCUCUUUGUAUAUUGCUCUUCUCGCAAAGAAUCGGGAAAGCAGAUACCAAAGAUAAUGAAGUAGACGAAUGCAGUAAUUUCCCGAAUGAUUUAAAAAAUGAGAUCAAAGCGUAUGAAUCGCUGGUACAUAUUAUUAUAAACGAAGCUCUCAACGGUACUUUCAAGGGAAGAACGUGGCAAGAGUUGGCUGAUUUCGUAGAUAAGUUUGGGCCAAGAUUAUCCGGCACACAGAUAUUAGAAGAUUCGAUUGAUUAUGUUUUAAAUAAAUCGCGGUCUUAUGAUUUGGAAAAUGUUCAUGGAGAAAUUGUGAAAGUACCUCAUUGGGUUAGAGGUUUCGAAACCGCGACGCUUCUACGACCAAGAAAGAAAAGUAUCUCGAUCCUAGGACUAGGAUAUAGUGUUGCUACUCCAGACGAAGGAAUAACAGCUAAUGCUAUUGUCGUGAACAGUUUUGCCGAACUCGAAAGUAGAGCAAAAGAGGUAUCCGGUAAAAUUGUCGUAUAUAACGAAAAAUAUGUUUCGUACGGUGAAACUGUAAAAUAUCGUUCAUCCGGUGCUUCGAAAGCUGCCGAACUUGGUGCAGUGGCAGCUCUUAUCAGAUCGGUGACACCAUCGUCGCUAUACACGCCGCAUACAGGCAUGCAAACAUAUGCCGAGAACGUCACCAAGAUUCCAGUGGCUUGUAUUACGAUCGAGGAUGCCACGCUUUUGAGAAGGAUGUCAAAUAGGGGUGAAAACAUCGUAAUACAUUUGAAAAUGGAGGCAAAAAAUCUGCCGGAUAAAGAAUCGAGAAAUGUCGUAGCUGAACUAAGUGGCACGGAUAAGCCAGAAGGUGUUGUCGUAGUGUCAGGACAUAUAGACAGCUGGGACGUAGGUGAUGGCGCGAUGGACGACGGAGGUGGUGCUUUUAUUUCCUGGAAUGCUCUACAAUUGUUGAAACAACUUAAUUAUCGACCUCGCAGAACUGUCAGGAUGAUUAUGUGGACAGCCGAAGAAUUGGGAAUAAUAGGAGCGCAACAGUACAUAAAAGAACACAAAGCUGAAGAAAAAAACUUGCAAUUUGUGAUGGAAUCGGACAUGGGAACAUUUAUUCCUUUGGGUAUCGAGUAUACUGGCACGCCAUAUGUGGGAUGUGUUUUGCGAGAAAUUUUGCAACUGAUGUCCCCUUUGGGAGAGAUGAAAGUACGCACGCCAAAUGGUGGACCUGAUAUAGAGUAUUGGACGAAAGCUGGCGUACCUGGUGGAUCUCUUUGGAACAAAAACGAUAAAUAUUUUUACUAUCAUCAUAGUCAAGCGGACACUAUGCUGGUAGAAGAUCCAGAAUCUCUUGACAUGGGAACAGCUUUAUUUGCAGCUCUAUCUUACGUUUUAGCAGAUCUAAGCAUCGAUUUACCUCGGCACAAUUCACUCGGAGAAAUUUCAACGAAUAUACGAGUAUAAAGUACUCUAAAAAGGGGGAAAGAUAGAAAUAAGUUGUUAUGUACGAGUAUUUAUCAGCAGGUACAUACGUUCUAUCUUUAUUCUCAAAUGUAACGUCUCUCGUAUGUACUUACAUCCAGCCACGCGUACAAACAUAUUUUAGGCCAUCCCAGCCUGGUGGUCAUAAAGAGUUCGCUAUAUACGUAUGUAUAUUUUAUGAGUAUAACAAAUGCUUGGACGAGACGACUUGGGCUAUUAUCGCUCGUAAUUUAAAUUGGUCUUUCCGCUCAACGGAGAAUACGUGAAACGUAUACGAUAUUCUAAAUCUUUGUAAUCUUUAUCUUUCUAUUGGAGAAAUACAUAAUGCAGUUAACUUAA
This is a messenger RNA of Vespula pensylvanica (western yellowjacket), 2030 nucleotides long. RefSeq names its product carboxypeptidase Q-like. The record is from RefSeq and is a predicted model, not a curated record. Gene Ontology annotation, biological process: peptide catabolic process; proteolysis. Lineage: Eukaryota; Metazoa; Arthropoda; Insecta; Hymenoptera; Vespidae. Bases 207 to 1673 code for a protein of 488 amino acids. Gene Ontology annotation, molecular function: metallodipeptidase activity. The transcript has 7 exons.